This is a messenger RNA of Vigna unguiculata (cowpea), 1657 nucleotides long. RefSeq lists its product as uncharacterized. NCBI's taxonomy places the organism in Eukaryota, Viridiplantae, Streptophyta, Magnoliopsida, Fabales, Fabaceae. The record is from RefSeq and is a predicted model, not a curated record.
AACACAAAGCAAAAACCAGAAUGUGUCCAAAGGCUGUGGUAAAAACAAAGUCCAAACAGUUCCACCUUAUGGCAGUGGUUAGAUUGUUCUUGUUGGCCUAUCUAUUCAUUCAAAACACCAACCCUUAAACUCUCUAUCUAACCUACCAUUGCCAAAAGAAAAGGCAAAACUCAUUUAAGAAAAGAUAGGACAGAAAAAGAAACACCAACACCUGGCUCUUAGCACUUUUGAUGAGUAAUAUAGACUCCAUUUUGGUGAGAACUGAGAAGCCACCCAAAUCCUCUUCCAUUCCCUCUCCCUCUAGUGGCAACCUUCCAAACGAACAACUCCAAAUGGAAGUUUCAUGCAAGAUUCUCAGAACAUCAAUCCACAGUUUUCUCCGAAACUAUCAUUACUUCACCUCAACAGCAGCUUUUCUAGCAUUUCCUUUCUCAGCUUCCAUACUCCUCUCCCAAGCUUUAGUCCCCACCCCUUCAUCUCUUUUGCCUCAAAUCUACACUCGCUUAAGGAUUCUCUUUGAUGCUGCUGGCUUCCCUUCCUCUUCACAAUUCUUCACCAUUCUCAACCUCAAGGUUUCUCAAACAAUCACUUCUUCAAUCCUCACCCUUCCUUUCUCCCUCACCUUUCUCCUCAUUGCAAAAGCAUUCAUAAUCCAGGCUCUCAAUCACCACAAACCAACUUUGCACCCUUCCUUCAAUUCACUUCUAUCCCUUUACAAGCCCCUCCUCCAUACCUUCUUCUGCAACUGUUUCUUGAUUCUCUCAGCAAAUGCAACAUCUUUUGGUCUCAUGUUUUUGGCCUUCAGCUUCAUUGAAAGCUUUAGCUACUUUUCUUCCCCCGGUAACCUCAUCCUCUUCGUGUCAGUAUCUGGGGCUGUUCUCUUUUCUGUGAUUCUGGCCAAUGCUCUUGUCAUAUGCAACAUGGCGCUGGCUCUAUCUGGCAUGGAGGGACAUGGUGGCUACUUUGCAAUUCUGAAAGCUUGUCUUCUCUUAAGGGGAAGGACAUCAAUGGCUUUGUUCCUGGCACUUCCUGUUAAUGUGGCACUUGCAGCCAUUGAGGCCUUGUUCCAAUUCCGGAUUGUGAGGCCCUAUCAUGUUGCUGGAAUAGCAGGGCCUUGUGUGGCUUUGGAGGGGAUUUUCAUUGCUUACCUCUACUCAAUCUUCAUCAUCCUUGACACAAUUGUGAGCUGCAUAUUCUACAAAAGCGUUAAGACAGGAUUGUGGAUCCAUCAGGAGGACAAAUAUUUGUUCAGGAUUGGAUUCCCAGAUGAGGACCAGUAUGGUUACAUGAGCACCGAGGAACUACCUUAAGUAGCAUAUGGUGGAAAGUUAUUAGUUUGGUUAAGGUUUUUCUUCGCAUUUCAUGAAGGAGAAGGAUCAACCAGUUAUUUUAAACGAGUACAGAAGGAAUUUACAAUUCAUUGAUGUUGCUUGAAGGAAAUCAAGCAACAUUGAAGACAUAAAGAUUUUCAAUUGAGCGACCUCAGCUCAACUAUGUGCAAAGCCAAAGAAGUUAGAAUCUCAGACACCAUUUGAUAUAAAUGCAUUGCAAUUAUGUUAUAUUCACAGACCCUAUCUUUUGUUUUAAUCUCUUUUACAUUGUAGAUUAGCAACUAGCAAUCUCUUACAGUGUGAAUAAUACAAAUGCUUCUCUUUAA